Molecule: messenger RNA, 3717 nt
Organism: Schizosaccharomyces osmophilus
Lineage: Eukaryota; Fungi; Ascomycota; Schizosaccharomycetes; Schizosaccharomycetales; Schizosaccharomycetaceae
Gene: doa10
Product: ER ubiquitin-protein ligase E3 Doa10
Exons: 4
Coding region: 1-3717 (1238 amino acids)
Cellular component (GO): endoplasmic reticulum membrane
Molecular function (GO): zinc ion binding
Source: RefSeq, a predicted model, not a curated record
AUGAACUCGGAUGAAGAGAUCUGUCGGGUUUGUCGGUGUGAAGGAACCGAAGAUUCACCAUUAUUCCAUCCUUGUAAAUGCACAGGAAGUAUUCGAUAUGUUCAUCAGGAAUGUCUGGUCGAGUGGUUAGCUCAUAGUAAAAAGAAGCAUUGUGAGCUGUGCAAGUCACAAUUUAGAUUUACGAAAAUUUAUUCGGAUAGGAUGCCCCAAUCGAUUCCCUUUUUUGUACUUUGCAAAAAAGUUAUUGUGACUACGCAGAAGAAGCUGUUUUUUAUUUCUAGGGUUUUAUUAGCAUUAUUUUGUUGGACCGUAUUGCUUCCCUUACUAUUACAAUAUGUUUGGAGCUUAAAUUUGAAAUUAGGAGAUGCUUACACUUUUGCGUCUGCAAAUGCGAAUGUAACUACAAUUCAUGGCCAAAGGGCGCCUGGCUACUUUGAAUCUAUAUCUUCCAUUACAUCUAUACCUCGUUUGAAUAUGCUAAUUGCAAGCACAGCUCAAGGACAGGUUUUGACAUUUUCUGUGACAUUCGUUCUAAUCACUGCUUUUCUUGUUCGUGAAUGGGUUUUGCAAAAUGCAGUUCAUGUGGUUGAUGAACUACAGGGACAACAAUUUAAUGAUCUUGACGAAAACAACCAAGCCGCUGCCCGAAACAUGCGUGAAGUACACGAAGCUCGUCAAAGGCUCGCUGUUGUAAUGGAUAAUUUGCGCGAGCGUCAACUCCAGCGUAAUGAAGAGCUUCAACGUAAUGGUAGAAUCGAAGAACUGGAUCGUGCUCGCCGUCGCUUUGCCUUGCUUGAGAAUAAUAUCCGGGAUGCUGCUAACACUAUGGUGAACACUCCUGAUAGAAAUGGAGAUGAUGAUUUCCCAGAAAGUGAUCAAUACCCAAGAGUGAAUCCGUUUGCACCUCAAAGGCCUCUUGACGGAAUUGAUACCAUGGGAUAUAAUCGUAUACAGCCUAUUCCCGGAUCUGGCCCUCAUUCUCAAGCAUCUUCUACGAAUUUGGCCGAGGCACAUAACAAUGAUAACUUGAAUCCAUUUGCUGAUGAGUCCUCAAUGAACUCUCCGACUUCUUCAGAAUCUGAAAGUGAAGACAACCAUGCGCCCGAGCUUCCUGAGAGUGUCCGCGAGGUUCGACCGGGCCCACCAGUUAUUGACAAUGCUCGUGAUCUCGAUAACCGAGCUGUUAGAAAUGCUGUCUUAGAAGCUCAAAACGAAGCUGUGGCAGACGAGGACGUCAAUGCUGCUGCCCGUGCUGCUCAAAUUGCUCAUGCUGAUGAUGCUGAUGACUUCGAUGGGAUUUUUGAGUUUCUUGGUCUUCGUGGUCCAGUUUUAGGAUUUUUGCAAAAUUGCUUUGUGAUCGCUUUUGUUGUAUCCAUAUUUUUGACUGUUGUUAUUGGUGUGCCUUAUGUGACUGGAAGAAUAUUUGUGGAGUGGACUCUCUUCUUUGUUCAACGCCCCACCGUUGUCUUAACAUUUUGUUGGGUUAUUUUAGGGACUAUUUCGGAUUGGACACUCGGAGGUCUUUUUAACUUGUCGAAGUUGAUUUUUAAACUUCCUGGUGCAUCUUCAUUUGGAAACUCUGUUGGUGUAUCAAGCUUUUUCGAUAUGUCAUACGACCAAGUAAUCCAAAGUUUCACGGCAUUUUUUCAUGAUAAAGUCUACUCUUUGAGUGAUUUCAAUGGUAUACUUGCAUUCCGCUUGAGCACGGUGCAAAAUAAAUUUAUAGAGACAUUUUCUUUAUUCCCUGUCUUUCGCGUCUCUCAUAUGUUUGCCAAAUUGUUAAAAGACUUCAUUCAAAAUUACUCUACACGACCUGUUGACCGUGUCUUUACAUUGAUGGUUGGUUAUAGCUUAUUUUCAUCCCUUGGAAUAUCAUACUUGAAUAGGAAACAAUUUCUCUUUAAGGAUCCACAAAUUCGAAACGUCGAGCUUGCAUUUCGCGAGGGCCUACGUCAAUGCGGUUCUAUAGUGAAGUUUACUAUAAUAUUUUCUAUAGAAUUAGUUGUGUUUCCUAUAUUUUGCGGCAUUCUGUUAAGUCUUUGCUUGAUUGGAACCUUUAAAAACAUGACUUUUGAAAUUUUAUGUAAUGUUAUGUCGGACCAUCCGUUCCCUGCAACCUUUUUUGCAUGGUUUAUAGGUAUAACGUUUAUGUUUGAGUUUGCUGUAUUUAUAUCGAUGAUUCGAAAGAUUGUUCGUCCUGGAGUUUUGUUUUUCUUGAGAGACCCCAACGAUCCUCAGUUUCAUCCAAUUCGAGAAAUAUUGGAGAAACCCAUGCUCCUUCAGCUAAAGAAGAUUGGAUUUAGUGCAAUUCUUUACUUUAGUUUUAUAUUGGGAUGUGUCGGUAGCGUUAUUCAUAUUUUGAAAAUGACUGGUAUGGUGUUUCCGUUGAAGUUUACCACCAAACCAGUUGUUUUUGAGGCACCAAUUGAUUUGUUGGCUUUACAGGCUUUAAUACAUGUUAGUAUAAAGCUUUUUAAACCAAUGGAUCUGAUGCGUUUUGUGUGGCGUUCGCUGAUAAGUUUUCUGUGCAGAGGUUUACGUUUGUCGUCGUAUGUUAUGGGCGAACGUUUCAAGGAUGAAGAGGGAUAUUAUCAAGGAAAGAAAUUGACAUUCGUUCGCAGGUUGUUUAGUAAACCACAAGUAACGGAUAUUGAGUCCGAUUCUGAUGAUGAGAAAUCUAACGAGAAAGAUUCAGAAGACGGGUUAAUUUUUGAUGGAUGUUUUCUAAAAUGUCCAUCAAAGGAUGUUGUUCCCGUUCAUUCAGGUACUAUGUUGAUACCCAUAACAAAGGAUGGCUACCAAUUGCCUGAGAAAAAAGAGAAAGUUGAAGACAAUCCUGAUUAUACGACUGCCUAUGCACCGCCAUAUUUUUAUAAGCGCUUGAUUGCUUUACUUUUUUUCUGUUGGUUAGUGUCCGUUUUAACAACCGUAUCUUUGGUAUUUUUCCCCUUGUCUCUCGGACGUGUGCUAUUUAAAGCAAUUUUCCCUUCUGCUUUUGAUCAUGACUUGUAUACAUAUAUCAUUGGUUUUUGCGCUUUAGUUUUCCCGGUAUACUCAGUGUACUACAUUACUAGUCACACGGGCACUAUGCAGCGAGUCAGUCAAUAUGCAAAAAUAGAACAUCUUAAACGUGUUUUGAUUAACUAUGGUAAAUUGGGGACACUGUAUCUUUUUGCUUUUGUUGUUCUCCCAAUUUUGACUGGCACAGUCUGGGAAUUAUAUGUCUUUAUUCCAUUCAGAAUGUUGUUCAAUAAAGGCUCUUUGACUGUGGAUGCAUUACAAAGCUGGAUUAUUGGACUAUUUGUGGUUCGUAUUCUGUAUUACUUUGCAUCCUCAAAUGAAGACCGAGCUUUAACCAGGGCUUUAAGAGAAGCUCGACGUGAUCCAAAUGAUCCUCAAAUCCAAGAAUUGAUGACUGUAUACGUAUUACCACUCACUGGUGGAUUGAUAUUGGCAGUUACCUUUCCAAGUUUGCUUACUUACUUGACCUAUCCUUUCUUGUCUUCAGUCCUUCCUAUGUUUUCAAAGACAGAGUUUUAUCGCAUGAUGCAUCCAAUAUUUUUAGGGUUUGCUGUUUUAGCAGUGAUUUGUCGUCGUCUGACAGAACUGAGCAGCAAAUGGUCCCAGGGUAUCCGCGAUGAAAUGUAUAUGGUAGGAUCGAGGCUGCAUAAUUAUGAUGAACAUGAACCCUCAACGGCAGCUGUUUCAGAGCACUAA